CCAUUCGUCUCGAUACCGAAUCGAGAAUGACGUCUCUAACCGGGACAACACCGCGGAUGAUGCGCCCGAGUCCAGGCCAAAGCUACAGCAGGACCGGUUUCCCUCUGGAAGUGUCCACCCCUCUGGGCCAGGGGAGAGUAAACCAGCUCGGCGGCGUUUUUAUAAACGGCAGACCCCUACCGAACCACAUUCGACACAAAAUCGUGGAGAUGGCACAUCAUGGUAUCCGGCCCUGUGUCAUCUCCCGGCAGCUGCGUGUCUCUCACGGCUGUGUCUCGAAAAUUCUGUGUCGCUAUCAAGAGACAGGCUCGAUCCGACCCGGGGCUAUCGGAGGCAGCAAGCCCAGGCAGGUAGCAACGCCCGAUGUGGAGAAAAAGAUCGAGGAAUUCAAGAGAGAAAACCCUGGGAUGUUUAGUUGGGAGAUCAGGGACAAACUACUCAAGGAUGGCAUCUGUGACAGGAGCACUGUACCUUCAGUGAGCUCCAUCAGUCGGGUGUUAAGAGCCAAGUUUGGAAAGAGAGAUGAUGACGAAGAAAUGGAGAAGAAGGAGGAAGAAGGGGGCAGAAAGACUAAACAUAGUAUUGAUGGAAUCCUCGGGGAGAAAGGCAAUCGCUUGGAUGAUGGGACCUCGGACGUGGAAUCUGAGCCUGAUCUCCCUCUGAAACGAAAGCAGCGACGCAGUCGCACCACAUUUACUGCAGAGCAGCUGGAGGAGUUGGAGAAAGCCUUUGAGAGGACCCACUACCCAGACAUCUACACUAGAGAGGAGCUAGCCCAGAGAACCAAACUCACAGAGGCACGAGUCCAGGUCUGGUUCAGUAAUCGACGAGCGCGAUGGCGUAAACAGGCUGGAGCCAAUCAAUUGGCAGCAUUCAACCACCUGUUGCCAGGUGGCUUCCCACCCACUGGAAUGCCAACCUUGCCCCCAUACCAGUUGCCUGAGUCAUCGUAUCCAACAACUACCCUCUCCCAAGAUGGAGGGAGCACUGUCCACAGACCACAGCCUCUCCCACCCUCAUCUAUGCACCAGAGUGGCCUGGCAGCAGCAGCAGAAAGUGGCUCAUAUGGUUUAACGUCCAAUCGACACACCUUCUCCAGCUACCCCGACAGCUUCAUGAACGCAUCAGGACCCAACAACCCCAUGAACCAGGUCAGCAAUGGACUCUCUCCACAGGUGAUGAGUAUCCUGAGUAACCCUGGAGCAGUUCCCACUCAGCCACAGCAUGAUUUCUCCAUUUCCCCACUGCAUGGGAGCCUGGACACCUCGAACCCGCUCUCCGCCAGCUGCAGCCAGCGCUCCGACUCCAUCAAGGGCGUGGAGACCCUGCCUAGCUCACAGUCUUACUGCACACCCGCCUACAGUACAUCUGGAUACAGCAUGGACCCUGUGCCUGGCUACCAGUAUGCCCAAUAUGGACAAAGUGCAGUUGACUACCUCACCAAGAACGUGAGCCUGUCCACACAGAGGCGAAUGAAGUUGAGCGAGCACUCCGCUGUCCUGGGUUUGCUGCAGGUCGAAACGGGGCAAGCUUAUUGAGGACAUCUGACCACUGCGAGAGCUCACGGGCAAGGCCAGAGAGAGAGAGAGAGAGAGCUUUGCCUGAUGUUUGUUACGGACAGCUCAAACUGGGACUGAGACAUGGUGGGACAUUCCCAGCUCAGCAUCCGCUCCUGAACUUCCAGGGCCCUCCGCCACACCCUCAGAUCAAUCAUCUCCUGAUCCAGGAACCCCACGCCCGCUCCCACACCUUACCCCCACAACUGGGAGCUAGACUGCUUAGGGUCUAGUAUUCCCCUCCUGGAAUAUUGUAUAUCUGCUUUGACAAUUUGUAAGAGUGUAUUUUUUUUUGUUGUUGUGGAAAUAUUAUGCCUGCUUCUCUCAUGGUAGACUGAUCCCAUGGAGGAAGCUAAGCUCCAUGACGAGGAAGGUAUCUAUGCUUCCUUCUCCCCUCCUACCAAGAGGGGCAAUAAAUUGAGAACAGUGGCUGCUGGCUAAAUCCUUCCAAUCACACAGACUAAACGCUUCGGCACAGACUGGACCGACUCAUGUAUCAGCAAUAGAACUCCAGACAACGCCUGGGCCAGAGCUGAAGAGGAGCGAAGUGGAGACGGACCUUAUUCCCGCUCAUGUAUAUGGAGGAAAGACCUCAGACACUCUACACACCAUGUUUAGACCGCUUUACUUUCAAGGAAAGCUCAAUUCUUUGGGACCAAGCUUUCAAUUCAAAGCAGAAAUCUUAAGGACAGGUUUUCUUCACAGGAAAUCACUGAACCUCUGGCACAAGGCAGUUGACAAAAUGGGACAAAGCAAGACGG
Molecule: messenger RNA, 2317 nt
Organism: Rhincodon typus (whale shark)
Lineage: Eukaryota; Metazoa; Chordata; Chondrichthyes; Orectolobiformes; Rhincodontidae
Product: paired box protein Pax-7
Exons: 9
Coding region: 27-1538 (503 amino acids)
Biological process (GO): regulation of transcription by RNA polymerase II; anatomical structure development
Molecular function (GO): DNA-binding transcription factor activity, RNA polymerase II-specific; RNA polymerase II cis-regulatory region sequence-specific DNA binding
Source: RefSeq, a predicted model, not a curated record